Molecule: messenger RNA, 1284 nt
Organism: Oncorhynchus nerka (sockeye salmon)
Lineage: Eukaryota; Metazoa; Chordata; Actinopteri; Salmoniformes; Salmonidae
Product: acidic leucine-rich nuclear phosphoprotein 32 family member B-like
Exons: 7
Coding region: 168-911 (247 amino acids)
Biological process (GO): regulation of apoptotic process
Cellular component (GO): nucleus
Molecular function (GO): histone binding
Source: RefSeq, a predicted model, not a curated record
UUUCUACUCCGCGCAAACAGAUCAUUCGCAUUUGACCCACUUUCUGACUUCCACGAACGCAGCUCUCUCUUUUCGCUUCAAGAUCAUCAACGGUAGCGAGCAAGGCUGUAGAAACCAAGAAAACGGUCCAACCAGAUCCGAGAGAUAAAGAGAGGAGGGGGGGGAAAAUGGACAUGAAAAAGAGAAUUCACCUAGAACUGAGAAAUAGGACGCCGUCGGAUGUUCAGGAGCUUGUCCUGGAUAACUGUCGGUCGAACGAGGGGAAAAUGGAGGGCAUAACGGAGGAGUUUGAGAACCUGGAACUGUUGAGUCUCAUCAACGUCGGCCUCAUCAACGUCUCAAACAUACCCAAACUGGGGAAAUUAAAAAAGUUGGAGCUAAGUGACAACAGGAUAUCUGGUGGAUUGGAGGUGCUGGCUGAGAGGCUGGUCAACCUCACACACCUCAACCUCUCUGGGAACAAGUUCAAGGACAUCAGCACACUGGAACCACUGAAAAAGCUUCCCAUACUGAAGUCCCUGGACCUGUUCAACUGCGAGGUCACCAACCUGGGAGACUACAGGGAGAGCAUCUUUAAGCUCCUCCCGCAGCUCACGUACCUGGAUGGCUACGAUAUCGAAGACUGCGAGGCCUCCGACUCGGACGGCGAGGGAGACGGGGUCGAGGAUGAAGACGAUGAAGAGGGGGAGGAGGGAGAGUCUGAAGAGGAGGAGGACGAAGAGGAGGAGGAUGACGAAGAGGUCGUUGCAGAGGAAGAUGAUGACAGUGGGGAGAGUGGAGAGGAUGGGGAGGUGAACGGAGAUGAUGACGAAGACGACGAUGAAGACGACGAUGACAACGAAGAGGAUGGCUCUCCUGUGAAAGGAGAGAAGAGGAAGAGGGAUCCUGAAGAUGAGGAUGAAGACGAUUGAGUGUCCCUCCCCCGUCCCACACACCCCUCGAUAUCUGAGAUCUCCCGGCCCCUCCAUAUCUCAGAUACCCCUCCAUAUCUCAGAUACCCCUCCAUAUCUCAGAUACCCCUCUCUGGCCUUUAGUUGCCCUUUACUGCCGCUAUCACCCGUCUCCCCUUUUCCCCCAAACCCUCCAGCCAACCUAGUGGCACCCUAUUCCCUAUAUAGUGCACUACUUUUAACCAUAGCCUUGAAAAAGCCUAUAGGGUCACAAGUAGUGCACUAUAUAGGGAAUAGGGUGCUAUUUGGUACUCCAUCCUACACGCGCACCCCUUUGCUUAAGUUGCCCUGUGUUGUGGUCAUUUCGGGGGGGGGGGGGGGGGUCUGGGUAUAA